UUUUCUAUGAUCAUUCAUGGUGAGUUCAUUUAACAAAUAUAUACAUACAAACGCGCAUAUAUACACGCCAUACUUAUUAACAUAAUUCCUGUGCGCUUGUCCCCCGCCGACCAGACUCCUCACUGGUUCGUACUUUUGUCCCUUUCCCUCUUCUUAGUGAAUUCAACAGGCUAUUUUUAACCCCUACACAUGCACAUAUCAUUCCUCUUUAGAUAUUUCUGAGCACAUGAUGCGGCUCGUUAUUCCACUCAAUGUGCUUCAUGGUCCUCCUUUACACAAUUGAACUUUACCCUUAUCCCCAUCCAAUAUCCUUUAAAUAAAUUACAAUCGAAUCAAUCCUUAAAAACAAUGGACUCUAGUGAAUUCAUAACUACUGACAAUUACGCCACUUUAUCCAAAGAAACAACUUUCAACGAUCCAAAUUUCUUUGAAACUACUGUUGAACCAUUAUUGGUUCCUGGCCGUGAAGGUGACCUCUGUGAGUGGCUAAAAAAAAUUGGUCUUAUUGCUAAAGAACAAAAAUGCCCUAAUACUGAAUGCCUCAACAUAGAUAAAAUGCAAUGGCAUCGAGCUCGAGUUGUUGACAAAUAUAACUGGGUGUGUUUGGAAUGUAAAAAAAAAGUUCCUGCUAGACAUGCUUCUUUCUUUUCAGAUUUUAAAUGUGAAUUAGGAUAUGCUCUUAGAGUAAUAGAUGGUUGGUGCAGAAACUUGCCUCUUAGUGAUGUAGGUGGUGAGGGCCGUGUAAAAGCAAAUGUAGCUAAACGGAUAUUUAAUAGUUGUGUACAAGUAGCAGAAUGGCAUUUGAAAAAUAUGAUUGGUGAGUUUAAACUAGGUGGGCAUGAUGUUGUGGUUAUUGUUGAUAUAUUUCCUGGUGGAAAUAUGAGUUUAAAUACACCUACAACUUCACACAAUAAUAAUUUUUCUAAAAGAGUGUUAUGUAUUGCUGAUACUGCACAUGUACCUGUACGGGUCUGGGCUAAUCUAUUGGAAGGCUCUAAUAAGGAGAAUUAUAAGAUAAUAGAAAUGGUAAAAAACCAUGUAAUGCCAGGUUCAACAAUUGUAACAAAUGAAAUGCUUUAUCCAUUAUUACGAAACCUUCCAAGUAUUGGAGAAGUCAUUAGUACAGAAGCACUUAUAAACCUUGAUAUAAACCAUGAUCAAAAAUCUUUAAAGAAUUUAGAGACUAUUUGGGCUACUACAGUUGAUGCAUGUAUUCAAAUACAAGAUAUGUCGUCCACACAUGCUGAACAGCAUUUAUAUGAAUUACAAUGGAGACAAAUGUAUGGAUUCAUAGCUUUUUCUUCCAUUAUUCAACAAAUAGUUGAAUAUACUGAGUAUCACAAUCCAAUACGUACUCCCUUACCUAGCAUUUGGCCAUCAAAUUAAUGUAUAUAAAAUAUUUUUUUAAUGAUCAACAAAUCCCACCGCUUAAGUUUAACAUAGUAUAUGUGAAAUUUAUUUUUGAUCUUUUUCAUGAAAUAAUAGAGUUGGUUGUAUAAUAUAUAACAAAUAUUUAUUACAUAUUAAAAUUUGGUUGAGAAAUUAAAAUUAUUACUAGAUUAGAAAAAAUGAGUUUCUAAAGAAAAUAUGUGGUCAAGUUUUUUUUAAACAUUCUUAAACUUUACACUAAGCAUUUUACUGAUGCUCAAAAAUGAUAUCAAACUACAUAAUGUUGCCCCUACGUUAUGGUUUCUAUUAUUAAAAGCUAUAACAUCUAUAUAGUAAAAUAUUACAAAAAAGGUUUAAAUUUCAUUUAUAACCAAUAAAGACUUAUUUUAUUGCCAUAAUAUUUACUAUAAAAUUAAUUUUUGGGGUAUGAAAAUUAUUGUAUAUUUAUUUAAUAUGUUCAAUUAGUUUAUACAUUUUUUAAUUAUGUGAGAAUAUAUUGACUUAAAAAUGA
Messenger RNA from Daktulosphaira vitifoliae (grape phylloxera), 1900 nucleotides. RefSeq lists its product as uncharacterized. Bases 349 to 1386 code for a protein of 345 amino acids. The transcript has 5 exons. NCBI's taxonomy places the organism in Eukaryota, Metazoa, Arthropoda, Insecta, Hemiptera, Phylloxeridae. The record is from RefSeq and is a predicted model, not a curated record.